AUGCCUAAUCGUCAAGACUUUGAAAAAUUAGAUAUUAGCAAGAGUCGCUUUCCAUAUUGUAUCGUUUGGACACCUAUCCCCUUGUUGACAUGGCUCUUUCCCUUCAUUGGUCAUAUGGGAAUUGCUGUAUCAUCUGGAGUGAUUCGAGAUUUUGCUGGACCAUACUACGUUUCUGAAGAUAACAUGGCCUUUGGUAAACCGACUAAAUAUUGGCGAUUGAAGCCGACUGGUGUUGCCCACGCCCAUAACAACUGGGAUAAAGCAAUAGCGAUUGCAUCUGAGGAAUAUGGCCGUAGAAUGCACAAUCUAUGUUGUGAUAACUGUCAUUCCCAUGUUGCAAUGGCCUUAAAUCUAAUGGAAUAUAAUGGAUCACAGAACUGGAACAUGGUUAAAUUAGCUUUUUUUAUGCUUGUUUAUGGCAAGUAUGUUAGCGUUGGAGGAUUCUUGAAAACAUGGCUACCGUUCCUAAUCUUUGCUUCAAUCAUUACGACGAUUGUCCUUUGUGUCAAGUUUCUAGCUCCACAAUAA
Messenger RNA from Trichoplax adhaerens, 528 nucleotides. RefSeq lists its product as uncharacterized. Bases 1 to 528 code for a protein of 175 amino acids. The transcript is spliced from 6 exons. Lineage: Eukaryota; Metazoa; Placozoa; Uniplacotomia; Trichoplacea; Trichoplacidae. The record is from RefSeq and is a predicted model, not a curated record.